This is a messenger RNA of Lentinula edodes (shiitake mushroom), 1518 nucleotides long. RefSeq lists its product as uncharacterized. The transcript is spliced from 7 exons. The record is from RefSeq and is a predicted model, not a curated record. The coding region runs from base 1 to 1518 and encodes 505 amino acids. Lineage: Eukaryota; Fungi; Basidiomycota; Agaricomycetes; Agaricales; Omphalotaceae.
AUGUUUGCAUGUUUCAUUGCUUACUUCAUCAGAACCUUUUUGUCUCCAAAUAUCCAAUACCUUCGCUUAAUGAUCCUUGGGACGGACCCGAACGGAACUACUGUUUACUCUGCAAUGCAGAUUCCACAUAUUUGCAGGGGCACUGGUACUGUGCAGUUUAACCGACUUCGGGAUAAAAUCGCGAACCGCAUGGUUCUUCCGGUGGCUCCUAUUCUGAAUCGCGAUAUCCGAGAUAUGAAUACUGCCAUGCCUCUAGAAAUUCUUCUCUCUAUCGCGCUGGGCACUAUUGAUUGUCAUAAAGCACUUGUGUCACUCCCUCUGGUGUCCAAACGGACUUACAUCACAUCGAUUGGAAACCUGUACAACAGUGUCAAUGAAAAAGCUCUAGCCACUCUUGCGCAACCAUCGUCUGCAUCUCAGGAAAUCAUUGGUGGUUGGCAUCCCGCAUACUACGUUGAGCAUAUCAACAUCUCCGAUAACAUCUCCAAUGACACUUUCUUAACGUACUUCCUUGACGUGUUCAAUAACAUCUCGCGUUAUGCUAAUAGAAAAAGGACAUUCACAUUUCACCCUUUUUAUCUCUUUGACCUUAACCCUGUCUCCACCGCUGCGAAAUUGGAAUACAACAAAUUUGAGUCUGUGUCACUCCAGUGCUCCAGGCCUCCUGUGUUUGGUGAUGAUCUGUUCUCAGCACUGAUGACCGCAUUAACCAGCGAAAGACUGAAGCACUUAAUGCUGGAUUUUCAUAUGGUGUCCGUUGCUGUGAAUUUCUCAGCUGCAGUGAAAGCAUUGACACGCAUUCAGUUGUGCAGUUCAUCCCUCAAAACCCUUCACCUUACCUUUGACGCACUUCAUCAGGGUUCAUCAUCGUCGAUAAAGGCUCUUUUCAAUCCGCCAUCAUUUAUAUUCCCACUGUUGGAAGAUCUUCAUGUGUCGGACUAUCAUGGUGAUCUCGAUAUAUCUUCGUUCCUUGUCCGACACCCCAUCAUCAAGAAACUAAGUUACGUUCCAGGUUGGAGGGUAGAUUUGUCUUCAUUCCUGAGUGACCCCCACGUUCUACCCCAAUUGGAGUGUUUAUCUGGUUGCGGUUUUGUUAUUAUGGCUGUCGCUUCACAUCCUAGCUGGCCCCUUGUGUCAAUCGGUAUCACUGAUUGGAACCCUAAUCCCAGAAAUAUUUCUGCAUUGAACGAAGGACUUUUACAAAUGCCAACCUGCCGCGAGUUCUCUUUGCUUCUCGAUGACUGGAUCAUGAUACCAGAACUCAGACAGUUCCAAUUCGUCUUUAAAGAACUUUGUCUUUUCGAAUGCAAUCUUCUCUCAAACGCCGUCAUUCCCGUUAAAACAGUGAUUGAAUCAUUCUAUGAUUUCUAUUGGAACAUUUACAUCGCAUGGAGGGGUCACUCAAUCACAACAGUCCUUCACAUAAAAAUUUUGUGCAGCAGAGCACAACAGGUACUUCUAGAAUUGGACAUUCCUGUCUCGUCUACUCGCACUGCCAGUCCAAACACAAUCCUGUAG